Messenger RNA from Oncorhynchus masou masou (cherry salmon), 3033 nucleotides. It is a transcript of the gene kpna6, whose product is annotated as karyopherin alpha 6 (importin alpha 7). The transcript has 12 exons. Gene Ontology annotation, molecular function: nuclear import signal receptor activity; protein binding. The record is from RefSeq and is a predicted model, not a curated record. Gene Ontology annotation, cellular component: nucleus; cytoplasm; nucleoplasm. Lineage: Eukaryota; Metazoa; Chordata; Actinopteri; Salmoniformes; Salmonidae. The coding region runs from base 115 to 1878 and encodes 587 amino acids. Gene Ontology annotation, biological process: NLS-bearing protein import into nucleus.
UCUCCGACGACAUAUUGUUUGUGAGGAGCAAAUUCUGAAAAGCAAACUGGGAAAGAGGAUUACAAUUUAUUUCUCUCUAAACACAAGAAGUAUCUGUCAUUUAAGAUAAAAAAAAUGGAGCCGUCAGCCAGUCCAGCGAAGGAUAACCACAGGAUGAACAGCUACAAGAACAAAGCCCUGAAUGUGGAGGAGAUGAGACGCAGGAGAGAGGAGGAGGGUGUCCAGCUGAGGAAGCAGAAACGAGAGCAACAGCUGUUCAAGAGGAGAAACGUUGACAUGUUGAACGAGGAAGGAGUCAUGUUUGAGAGUCCCCUGGUCGACUCGUAUGUCACCUCCACAGCCACAGAGGAAGGAGUCCUAACUAAAGACCUGGUGGAGAUGCUCUUCUCAGAGGACCCAGAGAUGCAACUCACCACCACACAGUCGUUCAGGAAACUACUGUCCAAAGAACCCAAUCCACCUAUUGACGAGGUCAUCAACACCCCAGGCAUUGUAGAGAGGUUUGUAGAGUUCCUGAAGAGGAGCGUCAACUGCACAUUACAGUUUGAGGCAGCCUGGGCCUUGACCAACAUAGCAUCAGGUACAUCCAUGCAGACGAACAUAGUAAUCGAGGCAGGAGCAGUCCCCAUCUUUAUAGAACUACUCACCUCGGACUUUGAAGAUGUUCAGGAACAGGCGGUGUGGGCGUUGGGUAACAUAGCAGGGGACAGUGCAGUGUGCAGAGACUAUGUACUCAACUGUAAUAUCCUGCCACCACUAUUAAUGCUUCUGACUAAAUCCACCAGACUGACAAUGACCAGGAAUGCAGUGUGGGCUCUGUCUAACCUGUGCAGGGGGAAGAGCCCCCCACCUGUAUUUGAGAAGGUGUCCCCUUGUCUGCAGGUCCUGUCUAGACUGUUGUUCAGCAGUGAUUCAGAUCUGUUAGCAGAUGCUUGCUGGGCUCUGUCCUACCUCUCUGAUAGAAUACACCAAAUGUCCCCCUGUCUGUCCUCUGUCUCCCAGGUGUCCCCUUGUCUGCAGGUCCUGUCUAGACUGUUGUUCAGCAGUGAUUCAGAUCUAUUAGCAGAUGCCUGCUGGGCUCUGUCCUACCUCUCUGACGGACCCAACGAGAAGAUCCAGGCUGUCAUCGACUCCGGCGUCUGCAGGCGCCUCGUAGAGCUGCUCAUGCACACGGACUACAAGGUGGCGUCUCCUGCUCUGAGAGCAGUGGGGAACAUCGUCACUGGAGACGACAUCCAGACGCAGGUGGUGUUGAACUGUUCAGCCCUGCCCUGUCUGCUCCACCUGCUGAGUAGUCCUAAAGAAUCCAUCCGGAAAGAGGCCUGCUGGACCGUCUCCAACAUCACCGCUGGCAACAGGGCUCAGAUACAGACGGUGAUUGAUGCCAACAUCUUCCCUGUGCUGAUCGACAUCCUGCAGAAGGCAGAGUUCAGAACCAGAAAGGAAGCAGCCUGGGCCAUCACUAACGCCACCUCUGGAGGAAUGCCUGAACAGAUCAGGUACCUGGUGAACCUGGGCUGUAUCAAGCCUCUGUGUGACUUGUUGACGGUGAUGGACAGUAAGAUAGUCCAGGUGUCUCUGAACGGUCUGGAGAACAUUCUGCGACUGGGAGACCAAGAGGCCAAGCAGGAUGCAGGACCCAGUGGUACUGGCAUCAACCCCUACUGCUCUCUCAUAGAGGAGGCCUAUGGUCUAGAUAAGAUCGAGUUCCUUCAGAGCCAUGAGAACCAAGAGAUCUACCAGAAGGCUUUUGAUCUGAUAGAGCACUACUUUGGAGUGGAGGAGGAGGACCAGAACCUGGCUCCUCCAAUGGACCAGGCCAAUCAGCAGUUCCUCUUCCCCCAGCAGGAGGCACCCAUGGAGGGCUUUCAGCUAUAACGCCCUCCUUGUCCUCUGGUUCUCAUCUGGUUCAUCUUAACCAACCAUCACUCAUACCCAUGGAGGAGUUUCAGAUGAAACAUCCACCCCCUUAUCCUCAUACCCAUGGAGGAAUUUGGCGUAUAAUCAGUCCCCUCCACCCUCCAUGUCCAACCAUUGCCCCAUCCUCUAUACCCACCCUGAGCCCAAGGGCUAGUAUUAGCCCCAACAGAUAAAGGGUGGAGGUGACACACCCCCCACCUGUGAAGCAAUGACCUUAUCCACCUUAUAUCCUCCACCUCCAUGGAAGUUAGAGCGUUGUCCUCUCCCUCCUCUCCCAUGGAAGGCUUUACAGAUUCAACUAUCCAACCUAUAUUCCCAAUCUUUGAGCUGGCUUUUACCUACCCUAACAGAUCAGACGCUUUCUAACGGAAUGCCACGUCUCGGCCAAUAGGAGACCUGAACUCAACCCGACCUGACGAUAAAACAAAGCUCUUCCUGAUCAGUGAUCCCACAACCAGCCGAGGUUUGGUCCAGUCCAGGUUUAAUGCACAGAUACAAUAACAGAUACACCGCCAGUGCUGUUGAUACCCUGAUUCUUCUGACCGUAAGGGCGGUUUGGUUUGGUUAUUAGUGCUUCCUGUCUGCCCAUAGGGGAUGUCCUCCUUCGGGAUGUAAGGGUCAAACCUAACCAGUGGGAGAGAUGUGUUUUUAUUUAAUUUUUACCCAGCUCCUUUACGACAAUUCUCUUCCUAGUCCUUAUCUGUUUCCCCUCGUUUUAGCUUUUGUCCACCCUGUGUUUCCCUCUGGCUUGUUCUAAAACGUACUGCAUCUACAUGCACCACCUGAAGACUGAAGUGUCCCAAGACAGACGAAUGGUCUCUCUACUGUUAACAAUAAAACAAUCCGGAUGUAUUCUCAACUAGGCCAAACCCUCAUUCAUAUUGGUUUCUGUCUAUAUCGGACAUACAGGGUUCCAAUAAGCAAUUCUUGGGGUUCUUAGGAAUUCUAGAACUAUGGUUAGAAGUGUAGAGCCAAGGUUCUCCCCUUCUCGAACUGAGUCCUUUCUCUACAAUGUCUUUAUUGUUGAACUUUUAGUUUUGUGCUUGUGGAGGAGCAUGUUGGGAUCUGAAUCGUAAAAUCAGGUAAACGUCUGGGGCUAAGGGAGGAUGUUGA